AUGGAGCUUUGUGGAUCUGGUACUUCAGAAGAUGGGGUUCGGGCAAAGGUGGAGGAAUUGGGUGAAAGAGUGUGUCAGUACGGCCUCUAUGUCUAUACUGGUGAAUGCCUGCCGGUUUAUUACCUCAGUCUGUACAAGAUACCAAAGGCGGUUGCUAACAAGCUCAUUGCGCUUCAGAGAAGCUUUUUGUGGUGUAAGGAUGAUGGUACUCAUGGUAUACCCCUAGUGAAGUGGGAGGUGGUCCAGGCCCCAAAAAAGAUUGGAGGAUUGGGGGUGGGAGAUGCAACUCUUCCAGUGAAGGGAGGCCCAUGGAAAGACAUAUGUCAGUUAAAUAUAGCAGAACAACAGGUAAAAGAAAAACUUAUUAGUGGUCUGGCGAUGGAAGUAGGGAACAGAAGACGGAUGCGGUUUUGGGAAGAUAAUUGGGUGCAAGGUGGUCCUCUUAAAGCAAGUUUUCCAAGGCUCUUCUCUAUUUCAAACCAACAAGGAUCAAUGAUAGGGGACUAUGGGUUCUGGGAUGGAGUAGAGUGGAUUUGGAACUUCUCUUGGAGGAGAGAGUUGUUCCAAUGCGAGAUGGAGUUAGUUCAUCAGCUUCAUGAGAGGUUAAGGCCAGUGGCACUAUCAGCUGGCAGAGAGGAUAAUAUUGUGUUGCAAGCGGAGACUUUCUCGGAAGAGAUUACGAGCUACAGUUUCACUAGAUCAAUUUGGGGAGGAGUGGUACCUUCGAGGAUUGAGCUUUUUGGCUGGUUCGUUCUGAUUGGCAAGGUAUGGGAUGCUUGGCUCAGACACUUUGAUAGACCGUGGGCGGUACCAGGAACCAUGAAAGGACUUUUUGAGAGUUGGCUUGGCAUACAGAACAGAAAGAAGGAGGAGUGGCUGUUAUUAGUUAGUUUCUUUGCAGUGAUUUGGAAUAUUUGGAUAGAGAGAAAUGAUAGAAUCUUCAAUAACAGAGAAGCAGGUGUUGAGCACAUUCAAGAAAGGACGUUUUUGAUCUACAAGGAGUGUUUGAAGCAGCAUAACGGUGACCUUAAGGCUGGUGCAAAAGCAUCCCGUGCUGGAAGGCCAUGGAUUUGUACAUGUCUCAUUUGUGGUUUUGCAGACCGGGGUGAAGGUAUACAUAUGACUUUUCGUGUGCUUUUGUUUAUGAUACGGAACGUAAACUAG
Messenger RNA from Arachis ipaensis, 1164 nucleotides. NCBI's taxonomy places the organism in Eukaryota, Viridiplantae, Streptophyta, Magnoliopsida, Fabales, Fabaceae. The record is from RefSeq and is a predicted model, not a curated record.